GCGCAAGCAGAACAGGGGCAAGCAGAUGAGGCCCAACCUGAAAAGGUCCAUGCUGAUGAGGCCCACCCUGAAGCAGAUGAUGGAUAUCCUGGGGAUCGUGGAGAGUUAAGGGUUUUUAGCAAUGGAAAAAAAUUAAAAGAAGUUGUCAUUGAAAAUGACGAGGUUAAGGAACUUGUUAAAAGUUCCGGUUUAUAUCCAUUGCUAAAAUGCAGCUACGAGAUGAUCGACAAAUGUCUAAUUUCUGCCUUUUUUGAGAGAUGGCAUCGCGACACCAACAACUUUCAUCUUCCAAUUGGGGAGAUGACCAUUACUUUGGACGAUGUCUCUUCACUGCUGCAUAUACCCAUCACUGGUGCAUUUUUUAGUGUUAAUAUAUUUAAUAAGGAUGAAGUUGCAGUAUUAUUGGGUGAGCUAGUUGGGGUUAGUCUGGCUGAUGCAUAUGUUGAGUUUAACAUGACGUGGACAACCACUGUUCAGUAUAGUUGGUUGCUUGACGUAUACCAUCAGCGAUGUGCUGAUCAGCAUUGGCAGAUGGCUGCGAGGGCAUUUCUUUUAUUUUUGGUGGGUUGCACCUUGUUCAGCGACAAGAGUGCCUUCGCAGUGAGUGUUGCCUACCUUGAAUGCUUCAGAGACCUCAACUCAUGCGGGGGGAUAUGCAUGGGGUGA
Molecule: messenger RNA, 666 nt
Organism: Cicer arietinum (chickpea)
Lineage: Eukaryota; Viridiplantae; Streptophyta; Magnoliopsida; Fabales; Fabaceae
Source: RefSeq, a predicted model, not a curated record